AUGACUGACGAAAAUCACGGGGUGAGUUCCGGUACUAGUAAUCACUUUAUUAAUACCAGGGGAGGAUGGGAUUCUAACAGCAACGAGGUACCGACCUGGACGGGUCACAUUAUGAUAGCAAAACAUAUUACUAUUCCGCAAACUAUUAAUAGUAAUGGACCUAUCAGCACGGAUUUAUCCGAUAUUCUUGGCGCCACGGGAAACAGUCCUGCCUUGUUUUUCCAGAGUUACAGAGUCAACUCCGUUACGGCCUACAUCCAGGGUUUUCAUAUAGACAAUGAUGAUGCUGCAAGAGCACAUGUAAACAUGUGGCUAGCCCCCUGGAAUCGUCCCUUCUAUAUUGGUGGUACGGGGGUCGGAUUGACGGCUAUUAAUACCAAUGCCAAGUGCCUUCCUGGAUCUACCUGGAGACAGUUUAAUGUUCCUUCCCUCCUGUAUUCAACGCAAGCUAAUACCGGAGAUAUUAGUGCUAAUGGAAUGUUAUCCAAUACCAUGGCCCAGCCUAUGUACGAAAUUAAUACCGCCCAGGAUGCUGCUACGCACGGUGACGUUAUGGCCAACGGAAUGAUACCUACCCUUAAUCCCGGAACCGACAAUCCAGCACCGUUCUAUGACAAUACCCCCUGGCAGUGCUUCAUAUUUGAAAUAGAAACAAUAUUUGGAGCCGCAACUGUAAGUGGACAGUUUACUAUGCACAUUUUACUAAAAGUGGAUUUCACCUUCUUAGGUGUCAGAUGCCAGCGGGGAUCAAUUACCGAUGAUCACCUCCCCUACCGCUCCCUCAAGGAUAAAGCAAUACCCACCUAUCAGAAAUAUGAAACGGCAAUUGUCGGAUCUAAGCGGAGACGAAGAGAUUCCGAUGCUGACGAGCCCAGCACCUCGACCGACCCGACCCGGCUGGUCGGGAAACAAUGAAGUGGAAGAGAGAAUUUAUGAUAUGAUUAUAAAGGGACAUAGAAUGUUUAAAGAUAUAUUACCAUUAUAUCCAAAGUAUUAUGCAACAAUAGCCAGAUUGAUGAUAUGUCGAAAGCCAAGGGAUUUUAUUACACAUGUACUACAAAUAUUUGGGCCUGCUGGAAUUGGAAAGACAACUGCUGUCUUCAAGGUAUUAAAGGCGUUUACCGAUACGGGUGUGGCAGAUUUUUAUUUCAAGGGAGGAGGACUUAAGAAAUACUGGGACGGUUAUGAUAAUCAGCCUAUAGUAUGGAUCGAUGAUCCAGUGACACUUGAUGCUUCGAGAGACUCUGAAUCCGUACAACAACUUAAAAACGUUUUCUCUACUGGAAAUGCAGUGGUUGAAGUUAAAUAUGGAUCACUGACAUUUGACUCUAAAUUAGUUAUAAUUACUAGUAACGGAGCACCGGAAUACCUGGCAGCAUCCUGUGGAGAAGAGAAUUAUGAACCUAUAUUACGUAGAUUAACGGACACGUGCGGAAGAAGGUUCUGUCAUUAA
This is a messenger RNA of Paramuricea clavata, 1453 nucleotides long. The record is from the annotation of a GenBank genome assembly. NCBI's taxonomy places the organism in Eukaryota, Metazoa, Cnidaria, Anthozoa, Malacalcyonacea, Plexauridae.